This is a messenger RNA of Humulus lupulus (European hop), 1183 nucleotides long. Its product is annotated as cadmium-induced protein AS8. The transcript is spliced from 6 exons. Lineage: Eukaryota; Viridiplantae; Streptophyta; Magnoliopsida; Rosales; Cannabaceae. The record is from RefSeq and is a predicted model, not a curated record. Bases 162 to 761 code for a protein of 199 amino acids.
CAAAUAUUUAGGGACACUUUAUGGUGUGUGUCAUCCUCAUACUCGCUCACUUCGCCACCUUCAGUUCGCUUACAUGCCCAUGGAAAUCAAUCCAAUCGUUUAGGUUUUAACCAAACCGAAUGGUUCCUUCCAAUUCAGACUUAAAUACGAAAACCUAACCAAUGUUUGGGCAAAAGUCCGCUUAUUUAUUCAUUCGUAUACAGCUACACGCGUUUGAGAUUAAUGUUAUAAUGAUCAUAAAAGGGUUGUUCAGAAGAUAUGAAAGAUGGAAUCCUGUGCAUCCAACAUAUGGAGCAUUUUGGGGUAUGGGAGUAGGGAUUGGUUGUGGAGUUGGAUGGGGUCCUGGUUUUGGUCCUGAUGUGAUCGGUUAUGUUGGAGCUGGCUGUGGUGUUGGAUUUAGUGUGGGCUUCACUUUUGCUGGCGUUGGCGUUGGUCUUCCUGCAAAUUAUCUCUAUGGAGUUCCUUACAAUGCUUUUAUGGCAACAAGAAAUGGUGCAAUGGAGAUGGCCAGAUCCAGUGGUUUCCAUGUCCCAAAGAGUGUUGCAGGAGAUGGACAGACUAUAAUUGUGCCUCACGUCUCAAAUCUGCAAAGAGAAGCUAGUGAAAAAUUAUCUAGUUUUAAGAAAAAGGUGCUCUUGGAUGAAAAAUUAAAUUCAUUUGACAUAAAGACCCUUCUACUUGCCCCAAGUAAGUCCAUCUGGGCAAGUGUAGGGGAGUUUCAUAAACAGUUAUCCAGGCAUCACAAAGGUUCUCAAGAGUAACACCAUUUGAAGUCCUCUGUGCUUAUACGGAAGUUUGUCAUCGCCUUAGUGCAAGAAGCGGCUGAAGAUGCUCUCCUUGCUUUCAAGCGAUUCACUUCCUCUGCCGGAUAGCUCCCUACCUCUAUGUGCCUAGCUGGUACUCUCUUAUUUGGUUGUGUAGUUGAGCUUCUAAAUGAUGGUUGGUGAGACUGAGAUCCACAGUGGCAGUUGAACAAAGCUGUAUUCUCUAAUUCUAAAUAUAGUAUGAAAUGUUCGCAGAGAGAAUUUUACCAAGUAGUGCAAGGCAAGGCUAUUCCAUUUCCAUGUCCUCUUAUAUUAGCAGUAACUGGAUUUUGUGAUUACAAAUGAUGCUUCUAAUCUUGUGGCAUCUUUAUAGUUUUAAGAGGACACAUGUUUAAUGCCAGAAAUUAGUGUUCGUUUAA